AUUUCUUCAAUGUUUCAAUCAAAACUAUUUUUGUGAUCUGUCAUAACUUUUCAUUUUAAAAAUAAGUAGUGUAUUUACAAUUAUUAAAAUAAUGGAUGGAAAUUUUAGUCUUGUUCAUUAUGUUUCUGAACAAGAAAAACAUAAAUGUGGUUAUUGUAAAAAAUUAAAGUCAAGUGCAACUUAUGGUAUGUGGGCACAAUAUCUCACUGUACAAGAUUAUCAAGAGUUAAUAGACCGAGGAUGGCGUCGAUCUGGAAAAUAUUGUUAUAAACCUAUUAUGGAUGUCACUUGCUGUCCUAUGUAUACGAUCAGAUGCGAAGCAUUAAAUUUAAAAUUAUCAAAAUCCCAAAAGAAAAUUUUAAAACGUGUGAAUAAAUUUUUAACGGAUGGUAUUAAAGAAAAACCGAAUAAAUAUGAAGAAAAUAAUGAAGCGCAUACUCCAAUGGAUACAAUGGCUGCAAACAUUAGUCAAAAACCCGCAGAUAUUGAUGCCUCAAAAAUAGAUAGAGAAAAUUAUUUAAAUGUAACUCAAUCAAUUGAUGAAAACGAUGCUGAAUUAGAUGCUACCACAAAAAGUCAUACAGACGCUGAAGUAGCUGUUAGUAAACCAAAAGAUAAAAGUGAAUUGAACACGAAAGAAUCGUUAGAAACAAGAAAACAUACUGCACCUCUUGCAAUAAUAGUACCAUCUAGUGAUAGUGAUCGGCCUCAACAACCAGAACAAAUUUCAGAUGAACAAAAUGAAAUUCAAGAUUUGAACAAAGAUACUAUAUUUACCUUCCAUUACAAGCAAGGUAAUCUUAACGUUCCCUACGUGAACAUAAACCUACUCUACGUAUGGAUAGAACAAUAUCUAACAUAUCCUACUAACAUAUCAGAAUCAUUCACCAUAUGGCUUGACAGUUUAUCAAUUAAUGAUAUGUUACGAAUACUUUGGGAAGGUAUGGAUGUUACAAAGCCACCAUGUAAAAAGGCAAAAUUAAUGCGUAUUGAACGUAAACGACAAAAGCUAGUUGCAGCCGGUAUAGAUCCUGAAACUGUACAGCAGCAAACGCAAAAAACAAAACCACAAAAUGAGGCGAAAUCAUUAGAACAAUUUUUAUCCGAAUUACCAGAAAAUACAAAACAUAAAUUACGAUUAGUUCUGAAACGAAUGGAUACUUCUGAUGAAACAUUCAAUGUUAGUGCACAGCUGUUUGCGAAGUAUCAAAUGCGUAUCCAUCGAGAACCUCCAGAUGAAUGUGAUGAAGAAACGUUUACUGAAUUUUUAGUCGAUAGUCCAUUAAAGGCCUAUUAUUCAUCUCAAGGUCCAUCACAUGGCUAUGGAUCUUUUCAUCAACAGUAUUGGUUAGACGAUAAUUUAAUUGCUGUCGGAGUAAUUGAUAUAUUACCGAAAUGUAUUAGUUCGGUUUAUUUCUUUUAUGAUCCCGACUAUAGUUUUUUAAGCUUAGGCACAUAUGGAUCUCUAAGGGAAUUACAAUUAACACGUGAACUAAACAAAACAAUAUCAGAUCUGAAAUACUACUACAUGGGAUACUACAUCCAUUCAUGCCCUAAAAUGCGUUAUAAAGCCAAUUUAACACCAUCAUAUUUACUAUGUGCAGAAACAUAUCACUGGGUACCGAUUGAAUCAUGUUUACCAAAAUUAAACAUAGACGCAUAUGUACGUUUUAAUGAUGACUCAACAGCAAUAGAUCCAAAUAAUUGUCCACGACAAGAUAUUCGUAAAAUACCAAUAUUUCAUAAUUAUAUUGUUAUGAAAUAUUUACAUUUUCGUCAACGGUAUGGUACUCAAUCCGAUCAUGAGUUAUAUGAAUAUGCAAAUUUAGUUGGUAAACGUUGUGCUAUGCGUAUGUUACUUUUUAAAGAAUAA
Messenger RNA from Chrysoperla carnea, 1873 nucleotides. RefSeq names its product arginyl-tRNA--protein transferase 1 (gene Ate1). Gene Ontology annotation, molecular function: arginyl-tRNA--protein transferase activity. Bases 92 to 1873 code for a protein of 593 amino acids. NCBI's taxonomy places the organism in Eukaryota, Metazoa, Arthropoda, Insecta, Neuroptera, Chrysopidae. The record is from RefSeq and is a predicted model, not a curated record. Gene Ontology annotation, cellular component: cytoplasm. Gene Ontology annotation, biological process: protein arginylation. The transcript is spliced from 9 exons.